Messenger RNA from Erigeron canadensis, 966 nucleotides. RefSeq names its product clavaminate synthase-like protein At3g21360. NCBI's taxonomy places the organism in Eukaryota, Viridiplantae, Streptophyta, Magnoliopsida, Asterales, Asteraceae. The coding region runs from base 1 to 966 and encodes 321 amino acids. The transcript has 3 exons. Gene Ontology annotation, molecular function: oxidoreductase activity. The record is from RefSeq and is a predicted model, not a curated record.
AUGGAAUACAACUGUAAAGAAUUUAAGGUAGGGAAAUGUGAAGGUGAGAAGUUGGUAGAUGGAGAAACCUUGCCUUUGGUGCUCAACCCACCCGAGCCAUCCAAGAAUGGAAUCGAGUCACUACUCGAGACUCUCAAGAACAACAAGGAAUGGUUCGAUGACAUGGUCACCAAGAACAGUGCGGUCCUUGUACGUGGAUUUGACGUCAAGAAUGCAGUCGAGUUCAAUGACAUCGUCGAGGCCUUUGAUUGGGAGGACAUAAGGUACGUGGGGCCUGCCCCACGAACCCAUAUACACGGAAGGAUUUGGACUGCUAAUGAAGGCCCUCUUUCCGAAUUCAUUUACUACCAUCAUGAAAUGGUUUUGAUAAAGGAAUUUCCGAAGAAGGUGAUACUAUUCUGUGAGAUACCGCCCCCAGAGGGCGGGGAGACGCCAUUUGUGCCAAGCUUUAAGGUCACGGAACGAAUGAUAGAGGAGUUCCCAGAGUUUGUGGAAGAAGUUGAGGCCAAGGGGUUGAAGUACACAUUCACCGCUCUCAGCAAUGACAAUACUACCUCCAUGAGAGGCCGUGGCUGGCAAGAUGCGUUCGCAACUACUGACCAACAAGAAGCCGAAAAAAGGGCAAGGGCACUAGGAAUGGAUGUGGAAUGGCUAGACAACGGUGGUGUGAAGACCAUUCUAGGCCCGAGACCGCUAACUAGAGUAUUUGAGGGAAGGAAGGGGAGGCGAAUGUGGUUUAACACGCUGGUUGGAAUGUACGGGAAGGAACUCAGCUCGGCGAUGAUGGCCGAUGGAACCGAGAUACCAGAGCACAUAGUGAAGAGAUGUGAAGAAAUAAUUGAAGACGAAAGCAUCCAAUUCAAAUGGCAAAAGGGAGAUGUGUUGUUCCUUGAUAAUUAUGCUACUCUUCAUGGGAGAAGGCCAUCUCUACCUCCUAGAAAGGUCUUGGUUGCUACUUGCAAAUAG